Molecule: messenger RNA, 1931 nt
Organism: Rana temporaria (common frog)
Lineage: Eukaryota; Metazoa; Chordata; Amphibia; Anura; Ranidae
Product: mediator of DNA damage checkpoint protein 1-like
Exons: 2
Coding region: 128-1759 (543 amino acids)
Source: RefSeq, a predicted model, not a curated record
CCUUCUUCCCCCCCCAGGUUCUCAGUUUUGCUGCCCCAGGUGUGGGGGUCGUUUUCUUCCAGUUGCAAGUGGAAGAAGGGAGCUGGGCACAGGAGCUGGCAACUGGCAGCUUUCAGCAGGAGUCACGAUGCUGCUGACAGUGACCCCCCUGGAAAAUCCAGGACCUCCUUCUCCUGUGCCACCUCCAAUAGCGCCUAAGCCAGGCAAAAACAAUGUACGCCUACAACGCCUCCUGCGGAAAACUGCAAAGAAAAAUGGAGCACAGCCCCUUCCAACACAGUCUCCCAAGACCUUCCGUUCAACUCUUUCUCCAGUCACGGAACGCGAUAUAGAAAGCCCUGAACCUGCCGCUGCACAGAAAAAGCUGCCUCCUCCCCUUACUCUACCUCCUCGUUUUCAGAUCCGUGGAGUCACCCACCGGGUACCAUCUCCUUACCCCAAACAUAACUUCACCUUCACUGUGCCUGAGCAACAGAGUUUGAACCAAUAUCUCAGCCCUAGUCCAACUCCUGACACCCCUUCUCCUCGGCCUUCUGGAUCCAGUACCCAUGACAAUCCUUUUCUAUUUCCUUCAGGAGGUUGCAACUCUGACCAUGGCUCACUAAGAGUCAAUGCCAAUGCCAGUCCGCGACCUUGCACACCAAGACAUGUUACUUUUAAUCCAACACAGAAUACACAGCCAGUAGCACCCCUCAUCUCCAUUUCUGAUCUCCCAGUUAUUAUUGUGGCUGAAACAGAACCUGGACUUGAUAUUCCAAAUGAAGCCGAAAACAUAAGAGAAAAUCAGGACAAUAUAAUUGUCCCAAAUACAGAAAGUGGUCAUUCCACACUCAAUAGUCCACUGCCCGAUCAGCAGAGGCUUACAAGCACAUCCAUCAGUUGUAAUACAGUUUGUUUAGAGGACAACACAGUAACACUGCAGGCUGCAUCUGCAACCUCAGUAGCAAUACAUAAAACAGAGAUAUGUUUGACAGUUGCAGAAACUAGAUCAAACUCAUCAACUCUUCCUUCAAGGCCAACUGAAGUGAAUCAGACAAUCACUGCAGUCCAUAUCCCAGAUGGAGGCCUUCCAUCAGUUGCAGAAGUCAAAACCACAAGUCCUCCUCCCGAAGUUAAAAGUGUACCAAAACCUGUUAAAUCUAAACCAGCAAUCUUAGAAACUGAUGCAUCAACCUCUUCAAAACUUCCUAACUCGGAGGAAGGGAACAUGUUAAAAUCUCCAGAACGGCCAAAACCACCUCGGAAGAAGCCUGGAGGAUGGGCAAGGCUUAUGAAACAUCUCGUAGUUGAGCCUGACGAGCCAAAAUUUCCUGAACCACAAAAGACAGAGGGGAAAAAAGAGAAAAAAGAAGAAGCCAAAGUAGCCGAUACUGAGACUACACAACAAAGCAAAGGGCUUCGUGCCAACAAGAUGUGGGAUGCGCUAUUGUAUCACAUGGCCACAUCCAGCAAGGGGCAAGAGAAACCUGCAUCAGCAGAGGAAUCAACACCACCUGAUGCAGCAUCAGCACCAGCUCCCCCUCAGUUUCCUUUUCUGCGCUUUCGUUUACCUCUCCUUUUGCAUCGGCCUCGAUUUGAUGCAAGAAAACUAAAGGAGGCGGCAGCCCGACCACUGCGCAAAUUCACUGCCUUCUUCCACCGGCGAAUCACAGACAAAUCAACCAGUACAUUCAACAGGACAGCAUCAGGCUGGAGCCUUAAAGGAGAGGAUGUUGAGCAGGAAAAAAUAGAAGGGGAUGCAACAGAAGUAAAAAAAUGAAGAAAUUUAAUUAUCCAUCCAAGCCAUGAAUACACAUGUUCUGUAGGCGUGUAGUGUUCCAUUUGUGCGGUUUACUCCCUACGUGGCAUAUUAUACCUAUAUAAGAACAUAUCUAAUCAUGUAUUGAUGUGCUGUGUCCAAAUAUUAAAGGGUCGCUGAACAUAAGCAACAA